Messenger RNA from Carlito syrichta (Philippine tarsier), 3913 nucleotides. RefSeq names its product SFI1 centrin binding protein (gene SFI1). Gene Ontology annotation, molecular function: phosphatase binding. The coding region runs from base 79 to 3858 and encodes 1259 amino acids. The record is from RefSeq and is a predicted model, not a curated record. The transcript is spliced from 33 exons. Lineage: Eukaryota; Metazoa; Chordata; Mammalia; Primates; Tarsiidae.
CGGGCCUGGUGACUCUGCUGUCGGAGCCUCCGCUUCCUCCUCUAGAAGUGCAGAAGAAAAAAUAGAAGACUUUGACUCAUGAAGAAUCUGCUCAUCAAGAAGUGUAUAUCAAGACACUGGUUGAAUUUCCGUAAAAAAGUGAUUAAGCAGAUAAUGGAUAAGAAGGUUGAUUCCAGGUCUUUUAGCGAUGGUGCAGUUAAGAAACCUUUUUCUCCAAAAAUACUGUCCAACAAGAAGUCUUCUGCAUUCUCUGGGAUCCGGAAGGGGUUACCUAGUCCCAGUCAUCCAGUGAAGUAUCAUGCCUCAUGUACUUGGACUCGACGGGGCCGGUUAAGAGAAUUGCGCAUCAGAUGCAUGGCCAGAAAGUUCUUGUAUUUGUGGAUUCAAAUGACUUUUGGAAGAGUAUUUCCCUCUAAAGCAAGGUUUUACUAUAAGCAGCGAUUACUAUGGAAAGUCUUUGACAAAUGGAAAAAAGAGUGGUGGGUUUUCUGUCAUGAAUGGAAACUCUGUGUUCGAGCCGACUGUCACUACAGAUAUUACUUGUACAACCUUAUGUUCCAAACCUGGAAGACCUAUGUGCAUCAACAGCAAGAGAUGAGGAGCAAGUACAUUAGAGCCAAGGAUCAUGAUGUAAAGCAAAAGAUGCAACAGGCCUGGAAGUCCUGGCUGAUCUACGUGGUUGUUCGCAGGACCAAACUUCAAAUGCAGACCACCGCUCUGGAGUUUAGGCAUCACAGUAUCUUACGGGUAUGGUGGAGCAAGUGGAGGCAGCAACUAGGACAGGUCUGUGUGAACCAAGCCCUGCAUGCCUCUGCUGUGAAGCACAGGGUCCUGAGCCUCCAGCUGCAGACUUGGACACAGUGGUGGGAACAGCUUCUGCAUAUCCAAAAGGAGAGACAGAAAGUGAUCUCUGCAGUGAAACAUCAUCAGCACUGGCAAAAGCAGAAAUUCCUGAAGGCCUGGCUUGAAUACCUACAAGUCCGCAGAAUGAAGAGACAGCAGAAUGAGAUGGCCGAGCAAUUCCAUCGUGCCUCUAUUCUCCAGACGUACUUCUGUGACUGGCAGUGGGCCUGGGAGCAAAGAGAGAGAUUGUAUGCACACCACAUUCGUGUGGAGGAGCUGGCCAGGAGGAUGGCACUGCGGCGGGCCUUUACGCACUGGAAGCACUACAUACUGCUGUGUGUGGAAGAAGCUGCCUGGUGUGAAGUGGCAGAAGAGCACCACAGACACAGCCUGCUGUAUUUUUGCUUUAGAGCCCUAAAAGACAAUGUGACCCAUGCCCACCUCCAACAAAUAAGAAGGAAUCUCGCUUACCAGCAGCAUGAUGUCAUGCUGCUACGCAGGUUCUGGGGCCUCUGGCAGUCUCAGAUUGAGCAGAGGGAGGAAAGAGAGCAGCUCCCCUUACUGUAUGCUGCCUGGGACCACUACAGAAUAACAUUGCUGCACAAGUGUAUCAAACUGUGGUUACAGUGUAUUCAGAAGAGGCAAUACAAGCAGCUGUUGCAAGCCAGAGCAGAUGGUCAUUUCCAGCAGAGAGCCCUGCCUGCUGCCUUCCACACAUGGAGUAGACUCUGGCAAUGGAGCCAGCAGGACCAUGUCCUCACUGCCAGAGCAACAUGUUUUCACAGAGAGACAUUAGAAAAGCAAGUAUUUGCUGUCUGGUGGCAGAAGAUGUUUCAGCACCGAGAAAACCGCUUGGCAGAGAGAAUGGCCAUCCUUCAAGCAGAGCAGCAGCUUCUGCGUAGGUGCUGGUCCACGUGGCGCCAGCACACAGCAGCACGUCACCGGGAGUGGGAGUGGCAAACAGUAGCCUGUGCCCAUCACCGCCACAGGCGGCUCAAGAACACUUUCUGCCUCUGGAGGGAAAGUGCCCAGGGGCUUAGAACAGAGAGGAUGGGCAAGGCUCAGGCAGUGGAGUUCCACUCGGCACGGAUCCUGCGUUGGGCCUGGGACCAGUGGAGGCAGUGCCUGGUCCUGUGGGGAGCCGAGCAACAGAAGCUGAUGCAAGCAGACCUGUACUACCAGCAUGCCUUGCAGCACAGGGUGCUGCAGAAGUGGGUGACUUACCAGGGCAGGGUGCGGAGCGUCCUCCAGGAGGUGGCCAUCAGGGAGAGCCAGCACCACAGGCAUCUGCUGCGGGGUGUGGUAUGUCACUGGAGAGAAAACACCCUGGCCCGUGUGGAUGAAGCCAAAAAAACUUCUCAAGCAAGUGCUCACUACAGAAAGACCAUGUGUUUCAAGGUCCUGGUCCAGUGGCAGGAGGCAGCAUCAGUACAGAUAUAUUACCGACAGCAGGAGGACUGUGCUGUCAGGGAGGCCCGGAAGGUGCUGGACAGGGGCUGUCUCCGGACCUGGUUUCGGCGCUGGCAGGACGACAGUCGGAGGUCAGCCCAGCAGAGAGCGCUGCUGGAGAGAGCGGCUCGGCAUUACUGCUGGCAGCUGCUGCAGGAGGGGAUGACCCGGUGGAAGAUGCACCAUCUGGGCUGUAUCAGGAAAAGGCUCCUGCAGAGGCAGGGCACCCGAUUCCUGGCACAGAGACUCAGUCAUGUUUGCUUCUGUCACUGGAGACAGCAGCUGGUGGCCAGGAGACUGGAGCAGCAGGCUACAGCACGGGCCCUGUGGUUCUGGGCCUUCUCACUACAGGCAAAGGCGUGGGCCGCGUGGCUGGACUUUGUGCUGGAGAGGAGGAAGAAGGAGGCACGGCUGGAGCAGGCCGUGCAGGCCCACCACCAGCAGCUCCUCCAGGAGGGCACCAUGCGCCUUCUGCGCUUUGCGGCUGGCAUGAAGACCUUCCGGCAGCAGCUGCAAGCCCAGCAGCAGGUCCAGGCGGCCCACAGUCUCCACCGCACUGUCCGCCACUGUGCCACACUCUGGAAGCAGAAGGUUCUGGGCCGGAGCAGGGAGCCUCAGCCCCUGGCACCCAUUGCACCCAGCAGGAGAGUGACAUUUGAGAGUCCCCUUCUCAACUACGUUGCUGCUGGGGCUGGGGAUGCUGUCCUGAAGACCAAGAAGCCACGAGCUUCUCAGCCUCAGGGAGCCCUGGGCAGCCUGGCCAUGGCUGCCAGGGAGCCCCAUCUCCUGGAGCCCAAUGCUGCCCGCUCGGCAAGGAAGCAGCCACGGCGCCCACACUUCUUGUUGGAGCCCGUGCAGAGCCAGCAGCCUGAGAAGCCACAGGAAUGUGGCCUAGACAUGGCCCAGCCUUCAGGCCCUCCUCUCGUGACGCCCUUCCUGGCCGAGGCCCUGACCACACUGGCCCCAAGCAGCUCCCUGCCCAGGGCUCUAUCAAGUACCCCUGGCCCAAAGCUGCUCCCUGAGGCAAGUACAGGCCCACAGCUGCUGCCGCCGCCUCCUCCCUCCUUCAUGCCCCACAGGUCGGAAGCACCAGCCAGGGUGUCAGCACAGCCAACCACUCCCAGGUUUAAGACCCAGGCCCCCCCAUCCUUGGCCAAUGUCCCUGACCCCCUUGUGCUCCUCCCCAGGGACUUCACAGGCACCAUGGCUGGGCCUGGGCUUAGCUCUGAACCUGCAGGCUGCAUGAACCUGGGGGCAGAGCUUGAGGGGAUCCAGCAGCAAUUACAGCACUACCAGACCACCAAGCAGAACCUCCGGUCCUGCCAGCGGCAAGCGAGCAGCCUGCGCAAGUGGCUGGAGCUGAGCCAAGAGGAGCCCAGGCCCGAGGACCAGGAAGCAGAGCAGCAGGUGCAGAAAGAGCUGGUGCAGGUGGAACUGCAGAUCCAACAGCUGGCUGAGGAGCUCCAGGCCCAGCACCAGCCCAUCAAUGCCUGCGUCGCCCGUAUCCAGGCCCUGCGGCAGGCCCUAUGCUCAGGCCACUUUCAGGAGAACGCAAAGCUACCAUGAGUUUUUUUUUUUUUUUUAUUUCAAAACGUUUUGCAAUUAAAUGAAUUACUGUUCA